AGAAAAUGUUUGACGUGCGCACGGUCGAAUCGGGUGCCUGUUGUGAACAAGAGCGUGAUAGUGGCGACAGCGCAAUGUCAAUGACCGCGCGACGACGGCGCGCCUUCCAGCGGCAGGCUUGUCUGCUGAGCGUGCUGGCCGCCUUUUCGCUCGGCCUAGCGCUCGGUGUAUUUGUGCCGCUGAUCGGUAUUUCGCAGGCCGCAACUAAGGGUGCGAUCGUGGUCGAUGGGAGCAGUAGUAGCAGUAGCAGCAGCAGCAGCAGCAGCAGCGGUGGUAGUUUGAACCUCGAACCACAACCAUCGUUACAAGCCCUACAUCAUUCAGCUCACCAGAUGCCUCAUUUUCCGACAAUCGACGAUAUCCGGUCGGAUGAGCCAACCGGUCCAAGGGGCCGGUACGCUUCGGUGUCGUUUAUCGCGGAGGAAAAGCUGGCUGGCGAAGGGGAGGUCAUCUUUCAUCCGAAGCUGGACGCGGAAAGUUUGGCGGACAGGAAGUUGCCAUCACCGAGUGCCUCGAUCGUGGAGCAAAUGUUGGCUGGCAGUUCGAAGGUUGCACCCGCGCCUCAGAUUCUUGAGCGACGUGAAUCUCGUGCGAGCAAGCUAGAGGAUGUGGACGAACGGGAAAAUGUGGAAGGCGUUAUACGGGACGGUAUCUACUGGGGUCCGAGCGUGGAGCGUGCGCUCCCCGUGGGCUUUGAUCGACGACAGAGCGAGUCUUGGGCGAGAUAUCUUCGAGAGGCGGAAGUGGAACGGUUGGAAAUUGGCUGUGGACGUAUGCAGAAUCGUUUGCUAGUGUUCCGGGAUGGAACACGUGCCUGCGCUCGGUAUCGUCAAAAUACCGACCAAAUUCAAGGUGAGCUGUUCUCGUUCUAUCUCGGCCAGCUGCUGAACCUAACGAACCUCGCACCAAGCGCUGCGUCCAUAAUCGAUCCCGAGGCACGCCUUUGGGCGGCAGCCACCGAAGAGCUGGCCGGAGCUCAGUGGAAACCCACCAAACCCGUAGUCAUCACCAAGUGGAUCGGAAACCUCGAACCAGCCGGCAUUCCACAACCGUUCCGACCGCUCGAACGUCACCUAAACCGAUUCGAUGUGCGCAACAUCACCGAAGGACUCGAUCGACCACGGGACGGCGUUAGGCGACUACUUCUAGAACGACUAGGACCAGCCCGGGACAUCCCCGUGGGGACUCCCUCCUCAACUACGCUGCCAUCUGCAACGCCGCCACCGGAAGUUCUCGAUCGAUUAGUCGAGCUAGCUCAAUGGUCCGAUCUGAUCGUGUUCGACUACCUAAUCGCCAACCUUGAUCGGGUUGUCAACAAUCUCUACAACUUUCAGUGGAAUGCCGACAUAAUGGCUGCCCCGGCGCACAAUCUCGCCCGCCAAACCGACUCCUCGCUGCUCGUGUUUCUCGACAAUGAGUCGGGCCUGCUGCACGGCUACCGAUUGCUGAAGAAGUACGAAGCGUACCAUGGGCUGCUACUGGACAAUCUGUGCGUGUUCCGGCGGUCGACGGUAAGGGCACUCGAGGCGCUCCGGGACGCGAGCGUCGGUCAGCGGCUGAACGCGCUGUUCGAGCGUACGACGACGGCACAGAUACGGGAUGUGCUGCCACCGUUGCCAGAGAAGUCCGUCAAGAUUCUAGUCGACCGCAUCGAUCGGGUGCUCGGGCAGGUGCAGAAGUGCCGGGAGACGUUCGCCGACCGAUAG
This is a messenger RNA of Anopheles maculipalpis, 1706 nucleotides long. RefSeq names its product extracellular serine/threonine protein kinase four-jointed (gene fj). Gene Ontology annotation, biological process: cell-cell signaling. Lineage: Eukaryota; Metazoa; Arthropoda; Insecta; Diptera; Culicidae. The record is from RefSeq and is a predicted model, not a curated record. The transcript has a single exon. The coding region runs from base 6 to 1706 and encodes 566 amino acids.